AGCAGAUACAAUGGAGAAAAAGUGUUUAAAAUGUGGAAAAAAUUUAGGAGGAGUUGUUCAAGGGUUGGGAAUAUUCGUUGAAUAUGGUGUACAUAGAAUGAUAAAAGCGGCUAUAACAACAUCUGAGAAAGUGAAUAUUCAGUUAGGUAUUGAAUCAGGCAAAGCGAGUGCGUUGUCGAAGACAUUGAAGGAGUAAUAUAAAAAUUCGAUCUACGUAUUAUAGGUGGUGUUCCAUUGGAAAAUAUUAUUAAUGUAUCAAUUUUCAAUAAAAGUGUUUAUUUUUCAAAAUAUUUUGGAGCAAUACAAUAAAAUGUGUGUGUAUAUAGCUACUCGAGAAAGUAGACUUCUUUGCUCUAACGGCACAUUCAUUAAAUGUUGUGACCCUACUAUGGUUAUAUCAACUAAGAAAAAUAGUGUUGCACUUAAAUCUGGUGAAGUUGCUACUUCUAAUACUGCAGAAUGUACUCUUGGAUUUAUAGCUAAAGAUAUUGGAAAGGUUAAAAGAACUGGUGCUAUUUUAUCUAAUCCUAUUUUAAUUUCGAUAAUAGUACUAGUGGGUAUAGCCCCUAUACCUUUAAUUAUAUAUUUAAUUUUACGUAACUUUAAAAAAAAAAAAAUGAGAAAAAAAUUACAAAAUAUAAAAUUAUUAAAUGAAUAG
Molecule: messenger RNA, 658 nt
Organism: Plasmodium gaboni
Lineage: Eukaryota; Apicomplexa; Aconoidasida; Haemosporida; Plasmodiidae
Source: the annotation of a RefSeq genome assembly